This is a messenger RNA of Cantharellus anzutake, 1770 nucleotides long. RefSeq lists its product as uncharacterized. The coding region runs from base 1 to 1770 and encodes 589 amino acids. The record is from RefSeq and is a predicted model, not a curated record. Lineage: Eukaryota; Fungi; Basidiomycota; Agaricomycetes; Cantharellales; Hydnaceae. The transcript is spliced from 5 exons.
AUGAAGUGCUUCGUGUCCGCGUCACUGGCGCUUGCUGGCCUCGCUUUUGUUCAAGUAGGCCAAGAUGGUCAGCUGGUCUAUUACCCUCAGUAUAUCACAGCCGAGCAAGGCGACAUCGUAAACUUCAUAUUUUCAAAUAAAAAUCACACCGUGACACAGUCAUCCUUCGAUUCCCCUUGCAGCAAACUCCUCGGGACUGAUGGUAUCACUCCAGUUGGUUUGGACACGGGCUUCGUCCCAAUUGCAGCUGGCCAAAGCCCUGUUAUUUUCAACUAUACAGUCAAUACCACGGAUCCCCUCUGGUUUUACUGCAAGCAACAGGGUCACUGCCGGAAGGGUAUGGUUUUCGCUAUCAACCCUCCUGCCACUGGGAAUCAUACGUUCGAGAAUUUUCUGGCAAACGCGGAAAACAACGCAACCAACACCAACACUACCGGGAAUAUCAUCGAUGUGGUUGUGGGUGCCAAUGGCACACUUACAUUUAGUCCUCCGUUUGUAAACGCCCAACUUGGUGACGAGGUCCGUUUUACGUUCGUGUCGAAAAAUCACACCGUCACACAAUCGACCUUCGAGAAUCCGUGCACACCCCAGCUUGGGCCCGAUGGUCAAAAUGUGACUAGCUUCGACACAGGUUUUGUCCCUGUCGCAAAUGGCUCAACCCCCAUCCAAAAAUCGUUUAACGUUUCCCAAAGCGGUCCACUAUGGUUUUACUGUCGCCAGACUGGUCAUUGCUCUAAGGGAAUGGUGUUUGCUAUUAAUCCCGAUACAACGGGCGAACACACCUUUGCCAAUUUCCAUCAGAAGGCUCUCGACACUAAUCCCAACGGCACAACUAAGAUAAUUGAUGUCUUGGUUGGUAGUGGAGGCUCGUUAACGUUCUCCCCUCCUUCCAUCAAUGCCACGGCAGGAGAUGAAAUCCGGGUUACCUUCGCCUCAAAGAACCACACUCUCACUCAAUCCUCGUUCGAACAGCCGUGCACUCGGCCGGUCGGUCCUGAUGGGCUUACCCCAACCGGGUUCGAUUCGGGCUUCAUGCCCGUUGAAAACAGUACUCUACCCCAAAUAUCAUUCAUUAUGCCUCAGACAGAUGCGCCAUUGUGGUUCUUCUGUCGUCAAACCGGACACUGCGGGAAAGGAAUGGUGUUCGCGAUAAACGCACCUUCUACUGGAAAUCAAACCUUUGAACUAUUUCAACAACAUGCCAUCUCGACUGGUGGCGGUUCAUUGAACGGCACGGGCCCCAGUCUUAUCGGUGGUGCAUUGGGAGACAACGAAUCCGGUCAUCCAAAUGACAAAGAGCAUCAUUCUAAGUCGGCCAGGACGACCUUACUCAUCACUCUGGGUGUCAUGGGCGGUCUCCUUUGUUUGACUUCCAUCGCUGCCUUCGUCAUCAUCCGUCGUCGUCGUGCCUCGUCUCGUGGUAUAUACGCCCGUGCCGCCGCCCACGAUAGGGACGAUACCGAUGCGUUCGACUACGACUUCGACCAGGCGGAACGUAAAGGCUUCACCGUUCUAGGAACGAGCCGCGGUGUUAACGGUAGUGGGUUUACCGUCAUCAGGGGCAACGAUGCGAAUCAGAGUGCGGUGACAUUAAAGUACACUGAUGAGCUGAUCGAGGGGGAGAAAGAAACGUAUUACCGUCACGACGAGCACGAUGACGAUGAGAAAGGUAGGAUGGUCAAAACAACUCAUGGCAAUACGUAUAGCGAUCCAUAUGAUCCACCAUCCGGUGCUGUCAUUGGGUCGUAUACGGGUAGGACACACAGCUAG